This is a messenger RNA of Halteromyces radiatus, 1003 nucleotides long. RefSeq lists its product as uncharacterized. The transcript has 5 exons. The record is from RefSeq and is a predicted model, not a curated record. Gene Ontology annotation, cellular component: cytoplasm. Bases 45 to 659 code for a protein of 204 amino acids. Gene Ontology annotation, molecular function: zinc ion binding. NCBI's taxonomy places the organism in Eukaryota, Fungi, Mucoromycota, Mucoromycetes, Mucorales, Cunninghamellaceae.
UUUUUUUUUAGUUCAAUUCUUUUUUUUUUUUUUUCAUUGAUAUCAUGGAAUUCCCUGAUCUUGGAAAACACUGUACUUUUGAUGAUUGUUCCCAAUUAGACUUUUUACCAUAUACUUGUUAUCACUGCAAAAAAAUAUACUGCCAGGAACACUUUAAGCUAGACGAUCAUAAGUGCCCUAGUCGACAAGAUCCAAGCCUAGACAUUCGUGUACCUACUUGUCCUAUUUGCAACAAACCUAUUCCAGGAUCCAGGAAUGAAGAUCCCAAUAUACGAGUGAAUCGUCAUAUUCAAAGAAACUGUGCUGAUGACGAAACUCCUUCCAAUCUCUGUCGUCUUAAGGGAUGUAAAGCUAGAUUAUUGGUACCCAUGAACUGCGGUGCCUGCGGUCAAGCUUAUUGUGUCAAACAUCGAUUAGAACAAGAUCAUCAAUGUCCGGGUAAAAAACAAGUCUCCUCCUCACAAGCUCGUCCUGCUCAUCAAAAACUAUCUGCUUUGGCAGCCAUGAAACGUGCUGGAACAAAACAAACCAACAAUGAUCAUAAACAAAAUCAACAAUCUUCUCUCAACAAACAAAAGAUACAACAACUUCAAACAAAAGCCAAUCGAACGGUAAGAAAUCUUUUUUUUUAUUAUGGGAACUAUAUCAAUGGAUGUUGAUGACAUUUUUUUUUUUUAAUUUAGACUUUGACUGAACAAGAACAAAUACAACUUGCAACAUUAUUAUCAUUGGAACAAAAAAAUAACAAGGAUAGUAAAAACUGUGUCAUUCAUUAGAACCAAACCUGGUAGUAGUACUCCUACUGUAUUUUUAGUUAGAAUCUCUUUUUUUUCCCCUUUUUGGCUCUUAUUUUAUUUUGUCUUUCCCUCCCUAUCACUAUGAUUGUAUAUAUAGACUACCUUUUUUUAUUAAUAUUAUUCUAUAUCAAUUUUCAACAUUCUUUUUUUUUAUUAUUAUUAUUGAUUUGAUACAAAAAUCACAUAAUAAAUAAACUGUAUACCAU